This is a messenger RNA of Leishmania major strain Friedlin, 948 nucleotides long. RefSeq lists its product as hypothetical. NCBI's taxonomy places the organism in Eukaryota, Euglenozoa, Kinetoplastea, Trypanosomatida, Trypanosomatidae. The transcript has a single exon. Bases 1 to 948 code for a protein of 315 amino acids. The record is from RefSeq and is a predicted model, not a curated record.
AUGAAGCGCUCGCCGUCACGCAUCCGAACUGCCGCGCUCCUGGUGGCCCUCCUGGCACUGCUUGGCACGACAGCGGUGCGGGCCUACUCGGUCCGCUAUGCGGGCAAGACUUCCGCGAAUGGUAUAAUGAACUUCGAGUCGUUGGGCUACUGCGCCCAGGAUGAUUCAGGGCACUCGAUGAUGCCGAAGCUGCGGAGCUAUCAGCUGUCUGCGGAAGAUGUGAUGCUGACGAACAGAUUCGACAUGGCCCCGAUCGGUGGUGAGUCGCGCCAGUCUGCCUGCCUCAGCGAAAAUUGCACGUGGCAGUUUAACCACGGCUUGCACUACCGCAAUGAAUUAACAUUCUUCUAUGGAAUCGUGUACAAGGACACUCUGCGCGGUGGCCCGGUCGAAGGCGUGUACAACAACUUUGCCUCUGGCCAGCCGCUCUGGUGGGGUAACGUCAGCUAUUGGGGCGGCCGCCAGCCGUACAUGGCGAGCAACGGCGAGUGGAGGAACGGCAACGUGGUUACGUACUACACGCAGUGGGUGUGCGAGUACUACGAGUACCAACACUCGGAUGCGUCCAUCUUCCCUACCUACCCGGACGGUGACGUCAUCACGGAGCAUUUCGCUGGCGGCUACUAUCACUGCGGCAGGUUGGUGGAGCGCGACUCACAGGGUCGCUGGAUCUACCAACGCUGCAAGGAGCCGUUCCCAUGGUGGGCCGGUCUCGUCAUAGCCGUCAUCAGCCUUAUCGCGGUGGUGGUGAUCAUCAUAACAGUCUGCUGUUGGGCCUUCUACUGCAAGCGCACGAAGGAUUCCAAGGAGCGGAUGCACGAACUGGAGACGCUGGCUGACAACCCGGCGCGUGUGCCGACGCAGACACAGGUGGGCCUGAGCCGCACUCCGCUCUACAACGGCGGCGAUCAGUCGAUCCAUGACGAGUAUUCCAACGCGCAAGCCUAA